This is a messenger RNA of Pseudovirgaria hyperparasitica, 801 nucleotides long. RefSeq lists its product as uncharacterized. The record is from RefSeq and is a predicted model, not a curated record. NCBI's taxonomy places the organism in Eukaryota, Fungi, Ascomycota, Dothideomycetes, Acrospermales, Acrospermaceae. The transcript has 4 exons. Bases 1 to 801 code for a protein of 266 amino acids.
AUGUCCUGUCACCCCUCGCAGUCUCUAUAUGGCUACCCUACCUCCUCUACCCCAAGUAGGAAUGAUCCUACAUCCAGCAAAGACGUUGAAAGCUCAAGCCAUAUUGAUCUUGGCUUCUUCGAUCCAUCAGACAAACAAUCUAGCCAAGGUCGUGCAAGUACUAAUGGAGCAUGUCAACAGACCAAACUCGAGAAUACAGUACAUACUGUUGACCCAGUCAAAGGGCAAGCUGCCAUGAUAGAGCAUGUUUCUUACUCUCAACCUGAUCUCUAUACUAACAGCGGGCCCUGCCCAGCCACUACGACCUGGGAAAUAGACUCAGCCAACAUCUAUGAGUUCGUAUGGCCAUACACUGGACUUGGAAUGAGCUACUCCUCGAGCAUGUCUGAAUGGACAGCAAAUGGACAUACCGAUAUCAACGAGCCUCAUUGCGCCUCGCAGCUCUUCACGCGUCCCUUGUCACCUGACAUGAUGUACACAAAACCUGGUCAGGAUCGAAUUACUGGCUUCGCCGUCGAGACAUCCAACAUAAAAGACAUCAUCACUAAGAUUGGAUCUGUACUCCAUAAUGGCACAUUCACGUGUGAUGACGAAGGAUGCGGAGGUAAAGUCUUCACUCGCCAGGCUGAUUUGAGGCGACAUUACACGACACAUCAUGCCAUAGACAAACCAACCUUUUGGUGUCAUGUUCCGAGCUGUCGACGCAGUAUCAGAGGAAAGGGAAAAGCUUUCCGCAGGAAGGACAAGUUGAUGUCACACAUUCAGAAUAUGCAUUAUGAUGUGCAAGAAUGGCACUCUUAA